AUGCGCGAGGACGUGGUCGGCGUUCUGUCACGCUUAGUUCCCCGCAGGACUGCGACGCUGUACUUCAUCCUUUUUGUGAGCACAUUGCUUCUGUCGAUAGGGCUGCUGAAUGGCUCUGAAAAUCUGUUCCGGAGCUUCACGUCCUGUCGAGGUGAUGCUGAAUACAACAUCAGCGCGUUCACCGCGUUGGUGGUAUUGCAGUGUAUCUUGAUCCUGCCCAAGUCGGAUGACUCUUCCGGGGACGAUGAGGAAGCUAGCGAAUUGACGACGCGUUCGUCUUUGCGCCGCCUAGACAAGGAUGGUCACUUUCCUUCUAAAAAUCUGACCGACAAUUUGGACUUUGCAAAUCGAAGUUGCUUUACUAACGAAGGGUUUGUGAGCAUCAUAUGCGAGAAGUUUAGUCCCCGAACUUCUCCGGUUAUAUCGUCCCGGGUGACCGGAAGCCAAGGAUCCAAACGUUCCAUGACAUCCUACGCCAACCAUGAUAAGAGUGACGGCGAUUCCAAGAUUGAUAGGCGGAUGUGCAAAUCUGGCCCCGCUUACGAUGAACAAACGCCGACUAACGACGAGACACCGGUGAACAAUGUCGGUGACGCUUCAACUAACGAGACCAUUGACCCAGAUCAGCCUCAAGGUGACCCAUCGUCAAACGAAAAUGGCGAUGGCGGCCCCAAUCCUUGCACUGCUUGGAUGUACAGCUGUUCUAUAUGUUGGAACUCGCUGUGGAUGUCCCUGUAUCAUUUUGUAAGUUUCAUGGGCAUUCACGCAACGCUGCUUGCUUCACGCAUUCACGGAUCGAUCGAGUUGAACAAGCAUGCACUGGAGACGUGCGGCCAUCUGCGCGACAAGUUCCCGCUGCACAUGUGGUCGCCGAGGCUUGGGUACCAGCUUAUCAGCGAGUCCACUUUUUUCCUGACCUAUAUGUCCUGUACGAGCUUUGAGCUCGUGAUUCGAAAGUAUGACGACUCGUCUUAUCUGAAGAAUUUUUUCGCCGGGCACAUUUUGAAAGAGCGCAGAUGUUUGGGCAUAAUGAGGAUUUUGCUACAGGCUCUGAUAUUUUUGUACGCAUUUGUGGUGAUCCUCGCAAGCGCUUUCACUGGAUAUGGGUCGCCCAUGCAGAUAUUGUGUGGAUUCUCGAUGGGGAUGCUGAUUCUCUGGAUAAACGCGUUGCUGACGCAGUUGAUCCAGCUUAGCAACAUGUCACACUCCACGUUAAACUUCAACUGGUUGUGGUCGUUGCUUAGCCUGCUCAACUUUUGGAUAUGCGGUGUGCUCUUCUAUGUCUCAGUGUACGGGAUUCCGCUCUCUGCGCCAUACAUUUACCUCCAGGUGGUAUCGUGGAUCCCGCUGCUGAUACUCACCACUCGCAAAGGCAAGCAGAUUUUCAUGUGGCAAGACAUUUCCAGCGCCCUGUAUACAUUCAACUAA
Babesia ovata is the source of this 1428-nucleotide messenger RNA. RefSeq lists its product as uncharacterized. Bases 1 to 1428 code for a protein of 475 amino acids. The record is from RefSeq and is a predicted model, not a curated record. The transcript is spliced from 2 exons. Lineage: Eukaryota; Apicomplexa; Aconoidasida; Piroplasmida; Babesiidae.